GAAAAAACAUCAAACCCCUCAAAAGCCUUUACCUCCGUACAACUAUUUCCCAACUCCCUAACUCUCCUUAACGGUCGUAUUUCUCCGACAAGUGGACAACGGUCACAUUUUCAACCAUUCUCCACCGUCCGAUCUUUCAUCCAACGGCCACCGAUUGAAGUUUCCCAAGAACUCCGUCUUUGACAGUCUCUUCCCCCAUACCCCAUCAUUUUUUUUUCGGGUUCCUAAUUUUAUUUUAUUUUUUUAAUCCUGAUGUCCAGGUAAAAAAAAUUUCAUUGUCUAUUGUGAUCGAAGAAGUUGGGGGAAACUGGGAAGUCUUGGUAUAUAUAAAAACUCUGUUCUGUAAUAGUGAGUGAACUUUUUUGGGUUUUGUGGGGUUUUUGGAGGUGACAGUUCUUUUUGUUGAAUAUUAUCUGGACGAUGAUUAUUACUUCCAUCCGUGCAUGUUUGAAGGUUUUCUGAAUGUGGGUUUUUCUGGGUUUUUUGGGGGAGGGUGGGAUUUUAUUAGUUUGAUCUCUCUCAAUUGAAGCAAAUGGCAUGUUUGAAGUUUUUGUCAAAUGGUGUUUUCAGCUGCUUAUUAUCUGUUCAAGGAUGUGGUGUUUGCUGUUUCUGUACUGAACUGAGUUUUAAUCAGCUAAGAAAGUACGCUUCUUUGGUAUGAAUUUUGUUUAGAUUUUCGGGAAUCCGAUGAUUAUUUGUAUUCUUUUGUUGUAGGUAUUAAUUGAUUGAUUGAUUCAUAUUUGUCUCUCAUUCUUUGAUUCUUUAUGUUGUUGUGAUCUAAUUUUUUUUUUUUUUUUUUGCUAAUCCACAUUCUUUCCUGCACAUAAUCUUAUACAUAUAUUCAUUCAUUCAUCAUAUAGGACACACAAUCACAUAUUCUUCCCCCAGAGGAUUUUUUUUUUUUUCACAUUGAUCUUCAAUCGUUUUGGCAUCGGAUUCCUAUUUUUGUUUGUUCUUUGAUUUCUUAAAAACAAAAAAGAAUUCACACACACUCACAUUGUAGGCCUAACAGCAUUCUGUUUCUCUUGACUUCUCCCUUUUGUUUUAUAAAAAGAAAAUUGAUUGCCACAUACCAAUUCUUUUGUACAUUUGAUUCUUUGAAAUUCUUUCAAAAUAAUUUUCGAGUGUGGGGAUACAGAGAGAAACACAGUGAGAGUGAAUGAAUUAAAAGGGGUGGGUGAAUUUUUUUGGAAGCUGGAAGAAACAGAAAUCAAAAGGAAGACAUUGGAAGAAGAAGCAGCAGCUGCGGUCCUGAAGAAUGUUGGCAGGGUGCUCAUCAUCAUCCACAUUGUUGUCGCCAAGGCAUAGAUUAAGGAGUGAAUCAGCAUCCCAAUUCCAAGCUUGUCAUUUCCCGUCAAUGAGCACACAGCGAUUGGAUUUACCAUGUAGUUUCACGCGUAAAGAUAAUACUCAAACACGGUCCCAACCAUCUAUUAGGCCUGUUGGUCUUUCUCUCGAGAAGCCGGUUGAUGCCAAGACCAAUUCCCUUAAGCAGACUGUUCGUUUACCACCCAUUUCUGUGAACAACAGGGAUGAUUUCUGGGAGAAAAACAAGAGCUUGAAGAAGAGGUUUGCAGAGCCGUUUGGUGAUGAAGAAGAAGAUGAGAUUUGCAUGAACAGAGCUAAGAGGAAAAGGAGGAAUAAUGCCAGUUCGGAUGAUUUCCCGGAGGAGGAGUUUGUGGAGGAGAAGAAGCUGAGUUUAGGCCAUCUGGUUGGAAGUGGAAGCUUUUGGCUGCAACAACCGCCGUUUGAUGUGGUGGUUCCUCGCUCUGUUCCUCCACUAAUAACAGGAUCCCAGGUUCCUUUCAGUCUUUCUUGUUCAGGGGAGGAAGAAAGUAGUGUUUGUUUUGUUCCCCGUGAUGUGAUCUGUCAGCCAUCGCCACUGUCAAAUAAUCCUUGUUGGGUGGAUUCUGUUGUGAGUCAGGUUACUAAUUUGGGUGGUGAUCAUAAGAACGUGGAGAGUGGUCAAGGUCAGGGGAAAGAGGCUUCUGUAUCAAGCACUUCAUCCGGGAGUCAUGGUUUGGUUCUCAGGUUGAGUGAGAAUCCAUCAGAGCAGCUGCAUCGCACUGGAAACGGUUCCGGGAGGCCUAAUCCGACGGAGGGCGCGGAGGUUGUUGUUCCGGGGCACAUUGAUGAUGAUGACAAUCAGAGGGAGCAGGAAGGUUUUGAGUUGGUCAGCUUAUUAGUAGGUUGUGCAGAAGCAAUCACGUCGAAGAACAUUCCGGCGAUUAAUCAUUUUAUUGCCAGGUUAGGAGAGCUUGCAUCUCCAGGUGGAUCUUCUCCGAUGAGCCGCCUCACUGCUUACUUUACUGAGGCUUUAUCCCUAAGAGUUGCGAGGAUCUGGCCUCAUAUAUUUCACAUUUUACCGCCUCGGGAACUUGAUCGCGUUGACGAUGAUGGCGGUACUUCAUUGAGGCUUUUGAACCAGGUCAGCCCGAUUCCAAGGUUCAUACAUUUCACCUCUAAUGAGAUGGUGUUGAGAGCUUUUGAAGGGAAGGACAGGGUUCACAUCAUAGAUUUUGAUAUUAAGCAAGGGCUUCAAUGGCCUAGCCUGUUUCAGAGUUUGGCUUCUAGGAGUAAUCCUCCUACCCAUGUCAGAAUUACGGGUAUAGGCGAAUCGAAGCAGGAGCUGAUUGAGACGGGUGACAGGCUAGCCGGAUUCGCUGAGGCGUUGAAUCUACCUUUCGAGUUCCAUCCGGUUGUCGAUAGAUUGGAAGAUGUUAGGCUGUGGAUGCUUCAUGUAAAGGAGAAAGAGAGUGUGGCUGUGAACUGCAUUUCUGUUUUGCACAAGAUGCUUUACGACAGCACAGGAGGCGCGCUGAGGGAUUUUCUAGGGCUAAUUCGGAGCACAAACCCGACAAUCGUUCUUGUGGCCGAGCAAGAAGCUGAUCACAAUGAGCCAGUCUUUGAAACUAGGCUCUCCAAUGCAUUGCAGUAUUAUUCUGCCAUUUUCGACUCACUAGACGCGAGCAACGCGCCUGAUAGCCCGAUCAGGAGGAAGAUUGAGGAAAUGUUCGCUCGCGAGAUCAGGAAUAUCGUCGCCUGUGAAGGAGUAGAAAGGCAGGACAGACAUCAGAGCUUCAGGAAGUGGCGAAGGGCGAUGGAAGGGGGCGGUUUUCGGUGCAUCAAGGCCAGAGAAAGGGAGUUACUUCAGAGCCAAAUGCUGUUGAAGAUGUACGGCACUGAGAGUUACAAGGUGGAGAAGCAAGGGGAAGAUGGAUGUGCACUUACUUUGAGUUGGUUGGAUCAAGCUCUUUACACAAUUUCAGGAUGGGAGUUGGUUGAUGUUGCAGGAAGCUCAUCAUCUUAUACUCAAGCGGGUUGAGAUUCUUCUUCUACUACUAAGUCAUCAUUAUAUAUACUGUCAACAAUAUUAACUUCAUUUGUCACAUACUACACAGGAAGGGAUAGCCAGAUUCUUUGUAGGUAGAGAAGUUUUUUUCAUCAUUAUAUUCUUUCAUUCUUUAUUGCAGAUAAGAAAUUAAUGUAAUUCUGCUUGGGAAAGAACCAUUUUUUCUUUUGUUAUGACACAUACAAGGUCGUACAGCUCUGUUUUCUGGGCAGAUUGAUUUCUAGAGCCAUAUUUAUAGAGUUUUUAGUAUCACAUUGUUGAUUCUUUUUGUUGUUGUAACUUGUAAAGUAAAGCUGGAAUUCUUAAUCAAUACUGUAGUAGUAAUCCAGCCAUUUCUUCUUUCUUUUACAAUUUGAUGUAAGAAGAGUUGUUGAUGCUGAAACACGACAUAAAUAAAAUGAUUUUGGUG
Molecule: messenger RNA, 3761 nt
Organism: Oldenlandia corymbosa var. corymbosa
Lineage: Eukaryota; Viridiplantae; Streptophyta; Magnoliopsida; Gentianales; Rubiaceae
Source: the annotation of a GenBank genome assembly